AUGCCUGCAACCAGUCUAUGCCAAGAGGAAUGUAUUCCGUACAGCCUCAUGGACGAUUAUAGCGAAGGAGCCCACCCACAAAUCCUCGAGGCUCUUUUGCGAACAAAUUCCACACAACAAGUCACUUAUGGCAAUGACGAGUUCAGCAAUGCUGCCCGUCACUUGAUCCGGGAUAAGAUUGGCUGCACUGAAGACGAGGCUGAUAUCUUCUUCGUGCCAAGCGGAACAUCCGCAAACCUUAUCUCAAUCGCCAGCUGCCUCCGGCCCUACGAGGCCGUCAUCACCCUCGACUCGGGUCAUAUCGCCUGCAAAGAGGCCGGUGCGAUCGAGGCAACAGGCCACAAAUUGAUCCUAGUCCCCGCCGUCGAUGGCAAAAUGACACCCAACAAUCUCCAAAAGGCAAUUCAACAAAAUCAAUUCUUCCCUCAUAUGGCCAAGCCCCGCCUCCUCUAUAUCUCCAAUGCGUCCGAGACCGGAACCGUAUACACGAAACGAGAGUUGACCAACCUCUCGGCGAUUUGCAAACAACAAAAUCUCUUGCUUCUUAUGGACGGUGCCCGAAUCGGUACGGCGCUUGCCUCCCCGAAAAACGAUCUCACCCUGCAAGAUAUCUUCCAAAUGACUGAUAUCUUCUGGAUCGGUGGUACCAAGGCCGGUGCCCUGAUGGGUGAAGCCAUCGUCGUCAAGAAGGCGCUGGCCGACGGCUUCGUCUUCCACCUUAAGCAACACGGCGCUUUGCUGGCCAAAGGCCGAAUCCUCGGCGUGCAAUUUAUGGAACUAUUCCGCACCGACCUUUUCUUUAAAUUGGCUUCCCACGCCAACAACAUGGCCCAGAGCAUCUCGGCCAAUUUUGAACAGCUGGGCUACAGACUGGCUGCCGAGACGGAAACAAACCAGGUGUUUGUCAUUCUCCCUCAGCCAUUGGUGCGGAAUCUGCUGGACAGAUUCCGAUUCUAUAUCUGGGAGCAAAUGGAUGAUGGAAACUCCGUGGUCCGGCUAGUCACUUCUUGGGCUACGGACGAGAUGGAAGUCAACAAAUUCAACGCCUGGGUGCAACAGUGGACUGUGGCGAACAAUUGA
Penicillium olsonii is the source of this 1080-nucleotide messenger RNA. The record is from the annotation of a GenBank genome assembly. Lineage: Eukaryota; Fungi; Ascomycota; Eurotiomycetes; Eurotiales; Aspergillaceae.